GAGCCACCAAAUGCUAACUCAAAUGCAUGGGAGGUGCUCUGGCGCUGUUUCCCCCGUGUUCGACGAGAAGGAUUACGAGUCGAAACCAUUAACAAUCUAUCAAAUGGAAUAACGCUACGAAACUCUGUCCAUACCGAGUUUGGGAAAUUCUCUAUCGCUCUCAAGCCUACUGACCGUGAUGACACAUAUGAGGUUAAGGUCUUCAGGCGAUACCCAAAAUUGGACAGACAACUCCUUCCUGAGAGUGGCUAUAUUGAAUUGAAGAAAGCACAUGAUGCACAAGACCUGGACCUCCCUAACCGUGCCCUUUUAGACUGUCAUUACAGACUUGCGGAGAUCCUAAACGUAUCAGGGAUAGCAGAGGUGAUUGAGCACAAUUUUCGGGAAUGGGAGGACCUCAAAGGCAGUUCUUGCCACUUACUCAGAGAGGAUGGGGGUACGGAUAUCAGGAAGUUUUUACGCGCUGGCCUGUGGGAACGCGUGAUCGGAUUAAAAAGCAGUUCUCUAUUUUACUUUUCUAAUUAUUUAAUAAUAAAGAUUUAA
This is a messenger RNA of Aspergillus nomiae NRRL 13137, 543 nucleotides long. Its product is annotated as HNH endonuclease signature motif containing protein. The transcript has 2 exons. Lineage: Eukaryota; Fungi; Ascomycota; Eurotiomycetes; Eurotiales; Aspergillaceae. The record is from RefSeq and is a predicted model, not a curated record. The annotation marks the transcript as partial.